AUGCUCCUUCUUGCAAGUGACAAAAAGAGGGAUACAAACACAUCCGUCCUAGUAUUCAAACAGGCCUUUUUUGGGGAAAGAAGCGGCGUUUCAGUCCUGACAACCUUUGUUCUACAAAACUCGCAAGGUGAGGACGCCUACCCCAGCCCCAUCCUCUUUGUCAACAGCGCGGGUGUGGAGGCCGGGAAGGCGCAAGACGAGCAAAGGGGGAAGAAAAAGCAUGAUGCCUGUCUGCCCAAAGAAAAGGAACUCUCUGCAGGAAACGUAUCAAAACAGCCCCACACACCAUAUCAUCGCGUCGCCCAUACGAUCGAUCCAACCUGCCAACGUUCCUCCCUUACGUGCGACAGCCGCAACAACCCCAUGUUCGUAGUCCGCAUUCGAGACAUCCCCACCCCAGUUCAUACACAAGUCCACAUAUACACCACCACGAUUGAUAUUGAAACGUGCCGGCAAAUAAAGAGUAGCAUACGUGUAUUUGACCGUGCACCCAAAUGGGCGAAGAUCGACUUUCCUUUACUACUUUGA
Bipolaris oryzae ATCC 44560 is the source of this 528-nucleotide messenger RNA. RefSeq lists its product as uncharacterized. Lineage: Eukaryota; Fungi; Ascomycota; Dothideomycetes; Pleosporales; Pleosporaceae. Bases 1 to 528 code for a protein of 175 amino acids. The record is from RefSeq and is a predicted model, not a curated record. The transcript has 3 exons.